AUGAUUGGUCAAGAUCCACAGCCAAUCAGUUCUGAAGAUUCUGUCAAGAAAUUUGAGACAAGGAGGACACCGAACCAUCUCUUCCAACUUAUCACUGAAAUUAAUAAACCAACAGAUCUUACAAAAGAGCCAGAUGCGGUAGAUUACCGCCAACUACAAAGGCAGGCUAUCAGAGAUAUGGGAUUUGGCGCCUUGCUGGAUCUCAAAAUCAAAAAUAUUCCAACAGCCUUAUAUAAUUUUCUGGCAAACAAUUUCCAGACCGGUGCAAGACAAGUCCCAUUGAAUGGGAACAAUGUAGUAGAUAUCAAACAGGAAGAUGUUGUUGCUGUACUUGAUCUUCCUUGUGGACCCAAACCAGUGGAAGAAUUCAAACAGAAUGAUCCCGCUAUAACGGACCAUGCUGAGAUGGUGGAUGCAUUCAAGAAAAGAAUGGGAUACAGUAAUAAAUUCCUGCCAACGAGAUCCACGGCGGCACAAUUAAUUGCUGGUCGAAAAGAUUUUGGUGAUGACUUCAAACGAGAUUUCCUGGUCUUCGUUGUGAGCACAUUCCUACAUGGAAACACCACUUCCAGGAUCACAAUGAACAUCCUGAAGUCCCUCGUGAACAUCAAUGAAGCGACACAAUACAAUUGGUGUCAAUAUGUGAUUGAUGCACUGGUGAAAGGAUACAAAAGUCACCACGAUGGGAAACCAUUCACCGGAUCAAUCACUUUUUUCCUGUUGUGCUACCUUGACAGGUGUGAGUAUGAGAGAGCACAUCUGAGGUCAUUCCCUGUGAUCAAAUCUUGGGAUCAAAAGAUGCUGGACGACAGAAUAAGUCUUCAGGGAAGCAAUUUCACAGAUGUCCAGACACUUGAACGUCUCAAGAAACCGUCCUCAGCAGCAUCCCGAGAUGAACAACCAGAGGCUGAAUCACAGGAGGAUACACAGGGAAACCCCAACACACAGCAAGUCUAUGACCUUGCUGCUUUUUAUGAAAAAUUCUACCAAUUGAUUAUCACGAUGAGCAAAACUGUUUUAGACAUUUGUGAGAAGGAAAUGGAGUUAAAAAUUGAACCAGAUGAACAAGCAAAACAAACAAUCAAGAUCCUAACAGAUGCAAUGGUGUCGAUGAGUAGAAAGAUGCCUCCGCCUUCAGGUACAACGCAACAGGAACAAGAGCAGCAACAAGACCAGCAAGACCUCCAGGAUGCACAGAUUUUUGAAUUGUGCGAGAUGGCAUGGAAGUCGCUGAAAGGACUGGAGCAAUUGAGCCAGACAAAUGAUGAGGCUUCUCUUGCAGUGGGGAAAUCUGUGCCUACUUCAAAAGAAGUGGUGGUUGAUGAACAACAAACUCAACCACAAGGGGCACAGGGACUGGAUCAAUUGAGCCAGACAAAUGAUGAGAAUUCUCUUCCAGUGGGGAAAUCCGUGCCUGCUUCAAAAGAAGUGGUGGUUGACGAACAACAAACUCAACCACAAGAACAUGCAACAAAUAUCUCCACAACAGAAAAGAAGAGAUCCCAUCAAGAUUCCACCGGCUGGGAUUUAGGUGUGACAUCCACCCAUACCAAAAGGUCGAGAAGCACUGGUACCAGGAAAAGGAAAGCAUUCAAUGACCCAACUGUCCCACACUUUAACUUGGGUAUCUUCUCCAGUCAGGAAGACAGUUACGAGACAACCAAGGAGAAGAACACUCAGGAAGAUGUCACAGGAAGUGUUGAUUUGGAUAAAGAUGUGAAUGAGACCAUAGAAGCAGAAGAAUAUCCAGUACCAUCUGCACUCGACGAAACAAAGAAUCCCAAUCCUUCCAUCGAUGAAAUCAUAAGAAGGGCCAGUGCACCAGCUUCAGAAUCGUUAAGUGAUACCAAAAAACCAGAGAUCAUUGCGGCUGUUGCAGAACAAGUUGAGAAAAACCCAAAGGUGGUUGAAGCAGUCCCUUUAAGCAUAAUUCCACCCGAUUGGAAUAUUGCUUCUACCACGGGUGGUCUACUCAUGCUGGACAAAAAUGAGUGUACCACGCCACCCCCUGCAAUCUCAAAGAAAGCUGAAGUACUUGAUGAAGGGUUAAUAAAGACAGUGGAAAAGAUCCUCAAGGAAAAACCUAAGAGGAGAAAUCCACCAAGAGUCCACCGGUUGCCCGAACGGUUCAGGUCGCCAUUCAUGCUGCAGAAGAAAAACAAGAAAAAAUUCAUACAGUUGACAGAGGAGAAGAAGAAAAUGACCCAAGAAGAAGCCCUGUUGAUAGACUUCGCUCUCUUGUAG
This is a messenger RNA of Oldenlandia corymbosa var. corymbosa, 2244 nucleotides long. The record is from the annotation of a GenBank genome assembly. Lineage: Eukaryota; Viridiplantae; Streptophyta; Magnoliopsida; Gentianales; Rubiaceae.